CAAAUUUUGGCGUAUUUUGGGUCACUGAUACUGUGUUGAAGAAGCCAUGGAGCCGAUAACGAAGUGGACGCCAAAGCAAGUUGUCGACUGGAUGAAAGGUUUGGAUGACAGCCUACAGCAGUACGUGAGCAACUUUGAGCGGGAAAAGAUCAGCGGCGAACAGCUCCUGAAGAUCACUCAUCAAGACCUGGAGGAGCUCGGCGUGGCCAGGAUUGGACACCAGGAGCUGGUGCUGGAGGCCGUCGAUCUGCUCUGCGCUCUGAACUAUGGCGUAGAGACAGACAACCUGAAGAAUCUGGUUGUGAGGAUGAGAGCGGCCACCAACAGCCUCCACAUGGCCACGUCUGAUCGCAGGAAAAGCCCAGCGUACGAUGGCAGCAUCUCACGCAAGCCACCCAAUGACUUCCUUACCUCUGUGGUGGAGCUGAUCGGGGCUGCAAAAAGCCUCCUGGCUUGGCUUGACAGGACACCUCUUACAGGGAUCAGUGACUUCACAGCCACCAAGAACAAGAUCAUUCAGCUGUGCCUGGAGCUCACCACCACAGUUCAACAGGACUGCAGUGUUUACGAAAUGGAAGAAAAGAUCCUGGAAGUUUCUAAGAUUUUGAACAGCAUCUGCGAUCAGACCGUGAGAACCACCUCAGACCCCCUGAUGAGCCAGUCUGCCUGCUUGGAGGAAGUCCAGCUGACCAAUAUCAAACCCGGAGAGGGUCUGGGUAUGUACAUCAAGUCGACCUAUGAUGGGUUACAUGUGAUCACUGGGACCACAGAACAUUCACCUGCAGACCUGACCAGGAAGAUCCAUGCUGGUGAUGAGGUGAUCCAAGUUAACCAACAGACAGUGGUGGGCUGGCAGCUGAAAAACCUGGUUGUCAAACUGAGGGAGGACCCUAAAGGUGUGGUUCUACUCCUUAAGAAGAGACCCACAGGCACAACUGGUUUCACCCCCGCCCCUCUCAAGAACAUGCGCUGGAAGCCCCCAGUACCUCAGAACAACUCCUCCUUGAUCAGAGCCCAGUCUCCCUGCGGCUCAGCUAACGGAUCAACCAAAAAAGAGAAACCAGCAAUCCUGGACUUGUACAUCCCCCCUCCUCCUCCUGUGCCAUACACCCCACGAGAGAUGAGAACAGACUCCUUCUCCAGCAUUAACAAAAGAUCAAAAGGCUCUGAGUCACCCAACUCCUACCUGGACCAGGAGAGCAGAAGACGCUGCACCAUUGCAGAUUAUGACAAGCUAAAUUACGGCUGUCCCAUCGAGGCCAAUGUGAUACAGCCUAGAAUGAGGGAGCACAAGUCUUCCCGUGGUAAGCCCCGACCCCUCUCCAUGCCAGCAGAUACCUGUGUUGGAGUGGUAGAUCCAUAUGCUAAGCCAUGGACACAGGGCAGAAAAGGUGAGGACCUCCUGUACAGAUACCUGAGCAAUGAGAGGAUCCCCACCAUAGCCGAGGAGGUCCCCUCAGUGUCCCCACCCUACAGGCCUGCAGGGGAGCGACAUCUCGUCAGAGUGGACCACAUCCGGGGCAGCCGCUACUACUCCAACUCAGACCUCCACAACAGUGCCACCAUCCCCUACCAGGAGGACAUCAAAAAGGCCCCUGUAGCCCCCGUCUCCAAGCGCACAACGGCAGAACGCUCACUACUGGUCAGUUGGAUCACGCGGCUUAAGCUAUUGACUCACUGAUGAUGCGCUUCCUGUCCGGGGCUUCCUGUUCCUGUCUUGUGUCCUUCCUCAGUGCCUUUGAUAUUUAACGUCCAGCUGUUUUUUGGCAGCUUUUGGCUUUCUCACACUCCUCUCUACCCAAUCUACAUGUUUCCCUGGUGUUACUACUACUACCAACUACUACUCCUCAACCAAACUUGCUUUUGUAGUACUUGCUACAUUACAU
Scomber japonicus (chub mackerel) is the source of this 1886-nucleotide messenger RNA. RefSeq names its product connector enhancer of kinase suppressor of ras 3-like. Lineage: Eukaryota; Metazoa; Chordata; Actinopteri; Scombriformes; Scombridae. The coding region runs from base 47 to 1681 and encodes 544 amino acids. The transcript is spliced from 13 exons. Gene Ontology annotation, molecular function: protein binding. Gene Ontology annotation, cellular component: membrane; cytoplasm. Gene Ontology annotation, biological process: regulation of signal transduction. The record is from RefSeq and is a predicted model, not a curated record.